Molecule: messenger RNA, 1356 nt
Organism: Cotesia congregata
Lineage: Eukaryota; Metazoa; Arthropoda; Insecta; Hymenoptera; Braconidae
Source: the annotation of a GenBank genome assembly
AUGAAAUUAAAAUUAGUACUUUUUAUUCAAAUAGUGUCAUUAAUGACGCAAAUGAUAAGUUCCAACCUAUUAUUACAUGAGGUUUCCCUUAAUCAAAAUGCUAGUGAAGUAACAAGACAAGAAAAUUUUCCACUUAAAGUCAAAAAGUCGGUAACCUUGAAGGAAAAAAUGGAUCUUUGGGACGAAGCGAUUGUUUAUUACCAAAUAGAUGACAUUUUUAAUGGAACACAACGUAGAUUAAUAAAACAAGGUUUGCGCAUGUGGGAAGAGUCAAGUUGCAUUCAAUUUGUCCAAAGAAAUUCAAAUAUCCAUCGAGAUUAUGUCGCCAUCACUAUAUUGGAAUGCGGGUGUUGUUACCAGGAGAAUUACCAAGGUCGCAGAAAUAAAGGUCGCAGUAAAUUGAGCUUAGCUAAAGGAUGUGAAGACAUAGAGAUUAUUCUUCAUGAAUUGGGGCACGUUUUGGGCUUCUACCACGAGCACCAACAUCCAGACCGUGACCAGUGGGUUCAAAUCAACAAAAGGAAUAUUGAUCAAGGUUAUGAACCAGAAUUUCAGCAGCUCUCACGAGCGCAUGUCGAUACUUUAGGACUGCCUUACGAUUACCAAUCUGUGAUGCAUUAUCCAAGCGAUGCUUAUGCAUAUUACAAUUUUUGGACUACAAUAGUCCCGAAGCAAGCUAUUAAUGGAACAGUACCAAACAUUGCCAGGGUGACGUUAAGGCUAUUAAUCUUCUAUAUCAAUGUCCAACUUGCGGAGGUGUUUUUUAUGGCGUAUAUAGCGGGAUUCAUAGAACCUCCUGUCAGCACCAAUGAUUCUGACUCAGAUCUAGCAUAUUGUCAGUGGCGAAUUGUUGCUUCUAAAGGGGAACGAAUAAUACUCGACGUUUCGACAUUGAAUAUUUCCAUGAAUCAUAAUUGUGCGAGCGAUUUUUUAGAAAUACGAAAUGGUCAUUCAGAUAAAAGUCUACUUGUGUUUUUUGGAAAAAAAUGUGGAAGUACAAGUUCAACAUUGGUGAAUGUCAACAAUCCCUUCACUUUGGAGUCACCAAAUUAUCCAUUUAAUUACAGGGCUUACGAUAAUUGCAAGUGGGCAUUCGAAACGCCUGAAAAUCAUACGAUUAAGGUUAAAUUUGAGUUUUUUCGAUUAGAAGAUAGCAGUAACUGUGGAAAUGACUUCGUUGAGGUGGAAGAAAUAGAUAUUGAUGGAAGUUCAAAGGUUAUUGGUCGAUUUUGUGGAAAUAGAAGUCCGUGGGAGUUGAACCUACAGGUUAAUAAAGUUUCAAUACAGUUUGUAAGCGAUGUCGUCAAUGACGAGGCUGGUUUUUCUGCUAUGAUUACAGCGGAACCAAUAGUAUAA